AUGGCUUCCCUUCGCCUUCGCAUCGAUGGCCAGACAUUCAAAGACCCCCAGAACCGGGAAAUCACCCUGAGGGGCAUCAAUGUGGCGGGCGAAUCCAAGUUUCCUAGGGACCCUGACACCCCCUCCUACGUCUCCGGCGGCUUCUUCGACGCGGAUCAUGUCUCCUUUGUCGGCCGCCCGUUUACUAUCGACGACGCCCACACCCACUUUGCAAGACUGCGCAAGUGGGGCUACAAUACUCUCCGGUACAUCUUUACCUGGGAGGCGAUUGAACACGAGGGGCCUGGGAGGUAUGACGAUGAGUGGAUCGCAUUCACCAUCGAAGUCCUGCGGGUGGCCAAGCAGUAUCAAUUCUACGUUUUCCUAGAUCCCCAUCAAGAUGUGUGGUCCCGUCUAUCUGGAGGGUCUGGCGCCCCGGCUUGGACACUUUAUGCGGCAGGCCUGAACCCCCGAGCCUUCAAGAAGACCGAAGCUGCCCUGGUGCAGAAUACCUAUGACAACCCCGCCGAGUUUCCGAAAAUGAUAUGGAGUACAAACUACACUCGGCUGGUCUGCCAGACCAUGUUCACGCUGUUUUGGGGAGGUCGGGACUUCGCUCCCAAGGCGAUUAUCAAUGGUGUGAACAUCCAGGACUACCUUCAAGGUCACUUCAUUGCGGCAUGCAGAUACCUUGCACAGAAGAUCCACGAAGCUGGCGAUAUUGAAAACGAAGUGGUGAUUGGAUGGGAGAGCAUGAAUGAGCCCCAUAGGGGUCUGAUAGGGGUCCAAGAUAUAUCGGUAAUCCCGCCAGAUCAGCAGCUGCAGCUGGGCACAUCGCCAACUGCCUUCCAGGCCAUACUCACGGGAUCUGGCCGUGCAUGUGAGCAGACUGUCUGGGCCUUCGGCGGCUUUGGUCCUCACCAGACGGGCAGGGAGCUCGUAGACCCGGAGGGCGAGUCUGCAUGGCUGCCAGCCACCCAUGAUGACAAUAAGUACGGCUGGAAGAGAGAUCCGGAUUGGAAAUUGGGAGAAUGCCUUUGGGCUCAGCAUGGGGUAUGGGAUCCAUCAUCGGACCAACUUCUACAGAAAGAUUACUUCUCUAAGAGGCCGCAAACCGGAGAGCCCCUUGAUUACGACAGAUUUACCAAUUCAUAUUUCCUGGAACACUACCGAGCCUACCGAGAUGCCAUCCGAAGUGUUUGGUCAGGUGCGAUCAUGUUGUGCCAACCGCCUGUCAUGGAAAUCCCUCCUGACUUGAAGGGGUCGGUUGACGACGAUCCGAACAUGGUUCACGCGGUGCAUUACUAUGAUGGCCUUACGCUCUUGACAAAGCACUGGAACCGAUUGUACAAUGUGGAUGUAAUUGGUGUUCUUCGCGGAAAGUAUCUCGCACCGGCAUUUGCUGUCAAGAUCGGCGAAUCUGCCAUCCGCAACUGCCUGCGUGACCAGCUCAAAUUCCUGAGAGACGAAAGUCUGCGGUACAUGGGCAGCCAUCCAUUAAUUUUCACCGAGAUUGGUAUUCCGUAUGACAUGGAUGACAAAUAUGCCUACAAGACCGGUGACUAUAGCAGUCAGGUUAGUGCGAUGGAUGCGAACCACUUCGCGCUGGAAGGUAGCACUGGCAAUGGCUUUACAUUAUGGCUUUACACCACCACAAACAAUCACGAGUGGGGCGACAACUGGAAUGGCGAGGACUUAUCUAUCUUUUCCCUCGACGAUUUUGAACUUCCAAGCGGAAAGCCUCUCGUCCUAGAAAGCGAGUCUCAACCCAACCAAGACCCCCAUUCCCCCGCCUAUUCUGAAAGCCAAAGCAACCCCGAGAACCAAGCAAUAGGGCCCCGAAACCUGAAACACGCCCUAUCACCGCCUUCCAUUACAUCGGACUCCACCCAGGCCAGCAAGGACAAACUCGGCUUCCGAGCUGGAGAGGCCUUCAUCCGACCCAGCCCCAUCUUCACAAACGGUCUGAUAUCGAAGUAUCAAUUCGACCUCCGAAGCUGCACAUUCACCCUCUCAUUAGUGGGAAAGGAACGAGCCAUGGGCGAUGAGACCGCAACUGAGAUAUAUCUGCCUGAAUUCCAUUUUCCUGACGCGCAGACCGUCGUUUCUGUUAGCAGUGGCAAGUGGUCCAUCGAUUAUCUGCAGAUAAACUCCGUCAAGAUACAGCUUCUCCGCUGGUGGCACAUGGCAGGCGAUCAGGAUAUCAAGAUCCAGGGCGUGAAGCGGAAACCCGGCGACCAGAACAGCGUUGUAUCGGGUGAUGAUGUGUCCUAUCUCGAGCAAUGUCAGACUGGGGCUUGCAUGGUUAUGUAG
Aspergillus heteromorphus CBS 117.55 is the source of this 2292-nucleotide messenger RNA. RefSeq names its product sterylglucosidase 1. Bases 1 to 2292 code for a protein of 763 amino acids. NCBI's taxonomy places the organism in Eukaryota, Fungi, Ascomycota, Eurotiomycetes, Eurotiales, Aspergillaceae. Gene Ontology annotation, biological process: ergosteryl 3-beta-D-glucoside catabolic process. The transcript has 4 exons. The record is from RefSeq and is a predicted model, not a curated record. Gene Ontology annotation, molecular function: steryl-beta-glucosidase activity.